AUGGAUAGCCCCAACAAUUUCUGCCGCCUUUGCGGGUCAGUGCUUCGAGGGAACCAUCGGCGAUGGCUGUUCAGUCGCAGUGGACGCAACACCCGCCCUGAUCUGCUGGUAGUGCUCUCGUACGUGCUCGGCCGAGAGGCUCCAUGUCGUGGCGAUGGGCGUGGGGAGUUCUUGUGUGGGAAAUGCACGCAGGCACUGAGCCGGGUAUACCGUUUUGAUACCGUCAUCACUCGGGUGCAAGCCCUGUCAAUUGACCGCCUUCAGCGCUUGCUCUCAGAAAAAGACCAGCUGGCCCGCUCCCUGCGCUACAUCCAUGCGCGGCGGUUCCCGGAUGACAGUGACUCGGUGUCUUACGCAGGGCAGGAGAUAUCGGCGAGUAUCGCAGACUUGCCACAUGUGCGUUACCAGCGCCUCCUUCAAGAUGACAUGGCCCUCUCUGAAUAUGAGUGCUGGGCCGGUGAUGCUGACAGCAGCCAGCUGGGCACGCCGUGCCGGAACCGCCAAUGCCGCAGUUGCCACGGGCUCCGAGUGGAGGACUCGGAUUAUGAGUGGGUGUGCCAGACACCAAGAAGGCUGGGUUUGUUGUCUCCUGGUUACCCCCUUUGCCGUGACAAGUCUCAGAGUAUGCCCACAGUACGCUACGCCGGAUCUCGGGUCUCCAUCCGGUCACAGAGUCUAGGGGAUGCAGAGUCGUGCUCGAUGCUAUCGUUGGAUACCUUGCCGGAGUCGGAUUUGAUUUGGGAGGCUCUGAGGGCCCUGAAGGACAUUAGAAGAAAGCCUCUCAGAGUGCCAGAGGGCAGCAAGAUCCCAGUGCUCAUAGGGAGGAGGCACGUGUCUACACCUCGGAGGGAGAGCCCUUCAGGACAAGAGGUGUAUGAAGAAAUGGAGGAUGAUUUUAUCCCGGUAGAGUCAAAGCUCCAAGCUCACCGAGCACUGUGCCAAGACCUCGGAGAUGCUUUUGGGAACCUGAAGGCCCGUCUGGAGGCAGCUGAGGAGGAGCUAAGAAGCUUUCGGGAGAACCGGGGAGAGGACUCGAGCCAGGAGGUUGGAACUCCCCCUAAGAAGGCCAUGAGUAGCCAGGAGCGGCUGAUCCAACAGCUGACAAGGAGUCUGCACAGCAAGGAAGGGGUGUUACAGGAUUGCCUGGUCCUCCUGCAGUCCCUGGGCUCCCCAGGGGGGCAGCCCUUCAUGUCGGAGGCCUUGGUGAAGCAGAUGGCCCAGCGCCUCAAGGAGAGAGACCAGGCUUUAGAGAAAACCCUUUCCAGUCACUUCUCGGUGCUGGAGUCUCAGCAGCGGGAGCUGCAGCACCUUCAGGAGGCGAUGAAGGAUAAAGACACGGACCUGGCGAGACUCAAUUCCGCCCUCCGCACAGGGGAGGAUACCCUGCAUGCUUUGCGUGAGGUGCUGCACCAGAAAGAUCAGGAGAUCCGACGCCUGGAAUCCCUCUGUGCCUCGACCCGUGAAUGCUGGCAGCAGCAUGACCAGACUUUACUCCUGACUUUGAAGGAGAAGGAAGCGUUAGUCACAGCCCUGCAGGGGGCACUGACCAGUAGCAAUAAGGAUGUGGAGGCCCUUGCAAAUUCCUUCACCAGCUCAGACUUUGCCCCAGGACUGCUCCAGCGAAUCCAGGAGAAGGAAGACUUGCUGGCCCAGGCCUUAGCUGACCAGGAACAGAUCCAAGCCCAGUGGCAGAGGCGCCUGCAGGUGGUGGAAGAGGCAGCUGCCAACAGGGAAAAGGAGCUGCAGGAACAGUUGUGUCGGCAUUCCCAGGAGGCCCGAGAACGGGCACAGGAGACUGAAAAGCUACGCAGGCUCCUGGCUGAGGCAGAGGCAGAACUGGCCAAGGGGGCCGCAGUGCUAGAAGACUGUCAGUCAGAACUGGCUCGACUUCACGCUGUGGGGGAUGAGAAGGAUUGUAUCCUGGAGAAAGUUCUGCGGGAGGCAGAGGAGAAGGACCGGAUUCUCCAGAAACUGCAGGGGUGCUGGUUGAAGAGGGUAGACCCAGGCACAAGCUUGGGAUGA
Euleptes europaea (tarantolino) is the source of this 2022-nucleotide messenger RNA. RefSeq names its product kinectin-like. The transcript is spliced from 9 exons. Gene Ontology annotation, cellular component: nucleus. NCBI's taxonomy places the organism in Eukaryota, Metazoa, Chordata, Lepidosauria, Squamata, Sphaerodactylidae. The record is from RefSeq and is a predicted model, not a curated record. The coding region runs from base 1 to 2022 and encodes 673 amino acids. Gene Ontology annotation, molecular function: zinc ion binding.